This is a messenger RNA of Chiloscyllium plagiosum (whitespotted bambooshark), 4929 nucleotides long. Its product is annotated as protocadherin-1-like. The record is from RefSeq and is a predicted model, not a curated record. Gene Ontology annotation, molecular function: calcium ion binding. Gene Ontology annotation, biological process: homophilic cell-cell adhesion. Gene Ontology annotation, cellular component: plasma membrane. NCBI's taxonomy places the organism in Eukaryota, Metazoa, Chordata, Chondrichthyes, Orectolobiformes, Hemiscylliidae.
UCUAUAAACACCAGAAGGCAUUCAGAGGCAGAGAGAGAGAGAGAGAGAUCCCUCACACUCACUCACUCACUCUCUCUCUCUCUCACACACACACACACGGAAACCUCUCAAGGCAGGGAGAAACCAGCGAGCAGGAAUCUUCCCUUUGGCAAUGUUUGGAGGCAGAUCCCUGACUCUACUCCAUCAGGUUACACUGAGACAGACAGUCAGAAACCAGGGUAAUAUAGCCGCCGCUGUUUCUCUCCUCACACUGGAACGGCCGGGGGGGUUUCUCUCUGAAAUGCGGAAAGUGGACGUGGGUGAAACUAUCAUCUAGUGAGAAUUCGCUGGAAUGCGAUCAGACAGUAUUUGUUGAAGGUGAUGGAUCUCAUCCACGUUCCGAGGGUAGCAAGGCUCCUCUCUCUCCUGUUCUUACUGUGGCCCGUGCCCCCUUGCUGGGCACAAAGCGUGGUGAAAUUUUCCCUGCAGGAGGAGCAGCCUCCAAAUACCCUGAUCGGGAAUCCAGGCGAGACCCUGGGGCUGGACAAGAACAACAGACUGUUCAAGCUGGAGAUCGGCAAACCAUACCUGCGAGUGGAUGAGACAGGGGGGAACUUGUACACCACUGAGAUCCCCAUAGACAGGGAGGGGAUGAACUGUGAGACACCGCUGCAAUGUUUCUUAGAGUUUGAGAUCUCAGUGACCAACACUCUGUACAACUCGGUGCCGAUACUGAUGGAAGGCAAGAUUCAUAUUCUGGAUAUCAACGACAACACCCCCAGUUUUAGCUCCCCGGUCAUUUCCAUCUCUAUCCCAGAGCACACCACAGCAGGUACUAUCGUUAACAUCCCCACUGCCACCGACCGUGAUGCUGGCACUAAUGGAGUGGCUAGCUAUGAGCUUCUUGGCAGCGAAGCCCAUGGGUUGUUCAGCUUGCAGGUGGCUGAGGAACACGGUGAGAAGCUGCCCCAGCUGAUAGUGACUGGCCGCUUGGACAGAGAGCAGCGGGACACCUAUGACCUGACCAUCCGAGUAGUGGAUGGGGGUAAACCCUCAAGGGCCAGCACUGCCAUCCUUCGCAUCACUGUGCUGGACAUCAAUGACAACGCCCCCAAGUUUGAGAGGUCCUCCUAUGAAGGCACGGUGGAAGAGAACAGCCCGGUGGGCACCUCCAUCCUUCAGGUGAGGGCAAAUGACCUUGAUCUGGGUGACAAUUCCCAGAUCGAGUACACCUUUGCCCAGGCUGCCGAGAGUGCCCGCCGCUUGCUCAGGCUGGACAAGACCAGCGGCUGGAUCACAGUGCAGGGAGCAGUGGACCGGGAGCAGAUCAGUCAGUUCAGAUUCUUUGUCCAUGCCCGAGACAAGGCUCCCAUCCCCAAACAGGACAGGGCGGCAGUGACCAUCACCGUCAGGGACAAGAACGAUAACGCCCCCACCAUUGAGAUCCGUGGCAUCGGCCUGGUCACCCACAAGGAUGGGGUUGCCAACAUCGAUGAGGAUGUGCCCGUUGAUUCUCCGGUGGCCCUGGUCCAGGUUUCAGACCGAGAUGAAGGUGAGAAUGCCGCAGUCACAUGCAUUGUUGCUGGGGAUGUCCCCUUUCAGUUGAAACCAGCCAGUGAGUCCAGCAGUGAGAGGAAGAAGAAAUUCUUCCUGCAGACAACCACCCCGCUGGAUUACGAGUCCGUCCAGGAUUACCUGAUUGAGAUUGUGGCAGUGGAUUCUGGUAACCCACCGCUCUCCAGCAGCAACACUCUGAAAGUGCAGGUGGUGGAUGUGAAUGACAACCCUCCAAUCUUCACGCAGAAUGUUAUCCGUGUCUCCAUCCAUGAAAACAACCAGCCGUACAUUCCCAUCGUCAAAGUGCAAGCAACAGAUGCUGACAGUGGCAGCAACGCUGAGCUGAUCUACUCUAUACACCCAGACCAUUCCAUCCAGGGCUUAUUUGACAUCAACCCAGACACAGGAGAGAUUCGGGUCAAUGCCAUUCUUGACCGUGAGCAGCAGGAGCAUUACGAGUUCAAGGUGGCUGCAGCAGACAAAGGCACCCCCAGCCUUAAAGGGACAGCCACAGUGGUGGUCAGUGUUCUGGACGAAAAUGAUAAUGACCCAAAAUUCAUGCUGAAUAGCUACAGUUUCUCAGUGCGAGAAAAUCUCCCUCCAUCCAGUCCAGUUGGCAUGGUCACUGUGUCAGAUGCGGAUAAGGACAUGAAUUCCCAAAUAUCUCUCUUUGUGGAUCCAGACAAUGGUGAGUUUGAGAUACAAAAUGGCACGGGCACUAUUCUUUCCCGCGUCUCCUUUGACCGAGAACGUCAAAGUACGUACACCUUUCAACUGAAGGCAAUAGAUGGUGGGACCCCUCCCAGGUCAGCUUAUGUCAGUGUCACCAUCAAUGUUUUAGAUGAAAAUGACAACACUCCCUUCAUCACCCAACCUUCCAAUUCCUCCUUCCAGCAUGUCAACCCUCUCGCUCAUAUAGGGACAUCAGUGGAACAGGUAAAGGCUGAAGACAUGGACAUUGGAACCAAUGCCAACUUGACAUACAGUAUUGUAAGCGGAAAUCCCUUUGGCCUGUUCCAUAUCUCUCACGACGGAAUCAUAUUGUUGGACAAGGAAAUUUCACGGAGACAUUACGGCUUGCAUCGGCUUGUGGUCAGGGUGAAGGAUGGAGGUACACCAUCUCGCUUUGCUACUGCACUAGUGCACAUUUAUGUCAAUGAUACGAUGGGAAAUGUCAGCCAAGUGGAGGCUUUGGUAGGCCACAGUCUCAACACACCACUUGACGUGGACAUCGCAGGAGAUCCUGAGUAUGAAAAAAGUAAGCAGCGAAGCAAUGUCUUGUUCGGAGUGAUCGCUGGGAUUAUUGCCGUCAUACUGGUGAUUGUGAUUGUGGUGUUGAUUCGUUACUGCAGGCAGAAGGAAGCCAAAAGUGGCUAUCAGGCUGGUAAGAAAGAAAACAAGGAUCUGUAUGCUCCAAAACAGACCAAUAAAAACACUAAGCACAAAAUCAAGAAGAGCAAACCCCCAAAACCUACCAAACCACUGGAGGAUGAGGAGACUGGAACCCAGAGGGGACUACAGUUCAACUUGAUCAAUGAAUCCAGCAGUGACAGUCCUAGGAUUCAUCUACCACUCAACUGUAAUCCAGGGAGCCCUGAUCUUGGAAGGCACUACAGGUCAAACUCUCCACUGCCAUCCAUUCAACUGCACCCACAGUCACCCACUGCUGGCAAGAAGCACCAGGUUGUACAAGACCUUCCAGCGACCAACACCUUCGUUGGGACUGGGGACAACAACUCGACUGGCUCAGACCAGUACUCUGAUUACAGUUACAAGACCAAUCCUCCAAAGUACAACAAGCAGCUUCCCCACAGAAGAGUGACCUUCUCCACAGCCAAUCAGUCCCAGGAUCUGCAAGACCCAAACCAGCACAGUUACUAUGACAGUGGGCUUGAAGAGUCAGAAACCCCAAGCAGCAAAUCAUCUUCAGGGCCACGUCUGGGACCCCUUACCCUGCCUGAGGACCACUACGAACGCACCACACCUGACGGCAGCAUUGGAGAAAUGGAGCACCCGGAGAAUGAUCUCAGACCACUACCUGACGUUGCUAUGACUGGGAACUGCACAAGAGAAUGCACAGAGUUUGGUCAUUCUGAUUCCUGCUGGAUGCCAGGGCAACCAUCCCCCAACAGGAAGCAGAAAAAUGCCCCCAAACUUUCCACCUUUGUGCCUUAUGAAGAACGGGGGAGCCAGGAUCGCCUCAGCAACGUGAGCCCCCGUCUCAUGGAGGAUGGCAAUGCCAAGUUGGCCAAUAUUCGCUUCAUACCAACGCACAGUGCCUUCCCCAGUUCAAACCAUGAGCUCAACAAGGACUCGGCUCUGGAGGAAAUCCCACUCACCCAACCACCUGACUAUCAACACACGACUGGCCCUGCUCCACCCAGUUCCAAGCGAGAGAUUUAUCUGUGACGGGAGGCGGAGCCUGCUGUGUGCCUGUUUCAAGCUGUUUUAUAACCACAUGGAAAUGCGAGGGUUAAGUAGGGGAAAACAGCAAAGAGGAACAUACAGUGAGAACAAACUUAAAACACAAAGGCUUUAUUGUCCGCAGUACAAUUCUACGGUGAACUUGAAUUUCGGAGAAAGGACAGGUUUGAAAUGGAACUUUCCAAUUGAGUAUUGAGCAGGGUUUUCCACACCAUUGCCAGAGUCUUCACCCCAACAGCAGAAAAGAACACAGGCAGAUCAGCAGUCAAAACUCAAACCUGACCUGCUCAUCGUUUCCAUCGCUGUCGAACUUCUUAACUGCAUGCAAUCAAUCGGUUUUUUUGUUUGUUCCUUCUUUUCAGUUCCCGUUUCUUGUGUGUGGAUGUGGUGGGAGUGGAUAAAUGCAGUUGAUUCAUGUCAUCCAUGUGGGGGUGAUGUCGGGAGAGGGGAAAACCAAAAAAAAAGAAAUUUACACUCUUGUAGUUCUAGAACUUAGCACCUCAGUGCUUAAAUCUCGUUGUCGACCACUUGUCUGGCACGUUUACCCUAACUGCAGGGACCAAUCAGCACAGAAGCUCGCAAGCAUUGCUGUACACUUGUGUAAAUAUAACCUUCAGAUGAUGUAUGACUUGCACCUCUUGUGGUUCAGAGAUUGGGAGAAAUCUCUUCCACUGUUAUUCAUGUGGCUCAGUGGUGUAAAGCAAAGCGAUCUUAAGUUGUGUUUUUCUUCAUGUAAAUAAUUUGAAAGGUAGCAAUGAAAUGUCAUUUUGUAAGUCUAGCUGAAGAAUUCGUCCAGUGACCUAAUUAAGUUGAUGGUGGUUCAUUAUGGCCUUUGCCUUUUCUGCUAUUUAUAAUUGUUCAGAAAACGGGUACUGGUGAACCAUGUCCAGUCUCCAUUCUGCUACUCACUGUUCCUUCCUUUUGCUUUCAAAAUAAAACAAAAGACUUGACUUGUCAUUUUAACAUUUA